This is a messenger RNA of Ilyonectria robusta, 2226 nucleotides long. RefSeq names its product Sodium/calcium exchanger protein-domain-containing protein. The record is from RefSeq and is a predicted model, not a curated record. Lineage: Eukaryota; Fungi; Ascomycota; Sordariomycetes; Hypocreales; Nectriaceae. Gene Ontology annotation, cellular component: fungal-type vacuole membrane. Gene Ontology annotation, biological process: calcium ion transmembrane transport; intracellular calcium ion homeostasis. The coding region runs from base 214 to 1992 and encodes 592 amino acids. Gene Ontology annotation, molecular function: calcium:proton antiporter activity. The transcript is spliced from 3 exons.
CUUGUUUUUAUCCUCUGUCCGUUGGCAUUUGAUCAUCGUCACGCAAGCCACAGCUCAGACCGGAAUCACAGACCAGAGCAUUACUUUGUCUCUUCGUUCCCACCACCGCCUUUUUCUCUUUCCCUUUUUUACGAAAAUACAGACAGUCGCAGCCCCCAAACGAGAAAGUAGCCGCCUUCCCGUUCGUGCCAAAAGCCCGCCAAGCCCUUGGCAAUGUCUUCUUUCAACCAUUUCAACAUCAAGCGACAGGCGCACACCCUCAGCCGCACUAGUUCCGACCAGUCAUGGAAUCCCUUCCGUCACGUCUCCUGGGACCGUCAACACGAGCCCGCCGGCACCUGGGAUGGCGGCCGAUUAGAGCAGCAAGCCACUCGUAAUGAUCCCUCUGCCGGCGAGAAGCUCGCCCACGCCAGCACCGAUCCCACCGCCGCCCGAACCGAUGCCAGAGAAUGGUCCAACGUGGACACCGUUGCCGAGUCAAGCCCUCGCGAUGUUGACGAGAAGUCGAGGGAAAGGAGCAUCAGCCAACCUACCGAGGCUGGAGGCGACAUCGCUCUGUCGCAGCGCUCUUUGGUCAACGAUAACGAUGGUUUGAGGAACCGGAAACCCGAUGACGAUUCGCCCAAGCGUGCCGAAGACGACGACGACAAGCGGGAAAAGAUGAAGGCGAAGAAGGAGAAGGGCAUCUUCCACAACGUCCAGCCAAAGCAGCCCUUCACCGUCGCCAACCAGCUCCAGCGAACCUUCCUCAACUCGUGGAUCAACAUCCUCAUCGUUGCCGCCCCCGUCGGCAUCGCCCUCAACUACAUCCACUCGGUCAACCGCAUCGCCGUCUUUGUUGUCAACUUCAUCGCCAUCAUCCCCCUGGCCGCCAUGCUUAGUUUUGCUACUGAGGAGAUUGCCCUGCGAACUGGUGAGGUUCUAGGUGGACUGAUCAAUGCCACCUUUGGCAACGCCGUCGAGCUCAUCGUCGCUAUUCUCGCUCUUGUCGAUGGCAACACCGUCAUCGUCCAAACCUCUUUGAUCGGCUCCAUUCUCUCUAACCUUCUUCUCGUCAUGGGCUUUUGCUUCUUCUUCGGCGGCCUGCGCCGCAAGCAGCAGUACUUCAACGUGACCGUCGCCCAGACGGCCGCCUCGUUGCUCGCCCUCGCUGUCGCCUCCGUCAUUGUUCCCACCGUUUUCGACAUCACCAGCACCACCCCCACGGAGUCUGUUGCCGGCCUCUCCCGUGGUACCUCGAUCAUCCUUCUCAUUGUCUACGCAUCCUACCUCAUUUUCCAGCUCAAGACUCACCAGGAAGUCUUCGCCGAGGAGAGCCAGAAAGUUGCUGCCAAGCCAUGGAGCAGCAGCUCGCUUAACUCUGGGGCCAUAAAGCAGGGGCUCGCUGUCCCAGGUGCCCUAAUGGGUCGCGGCAUGGCUGACGAAAACGAGAACGAGCGCUUGUCAAAGAUGCUCAUGAACCCGCAAGAUCUUGCCCAUGAGGAUGGGGAAGAGGAAGAGGAAGAGCCCCAGCUGCAUUUUUGGGUGGCUGUAGCCACUCUCGCCAUCUCUACCGUCUUCAUCGCGCUUUGUGCAGAGUUCAUGGUCGACUCCAUUGACGCUGUUACGGCAAAUGGAGGCAUUUCGGAAGAAUUUGUUGGCCUGAUCCUCCUCCCCAUUGUCGGAAAUGCUGCGGAGCACGCUACGGCUGUUACUGUCGCUAUCAAGGAUAAAAUGGACUUGGCUAUUGGCGUUGCCGUCGGCUCAAGUAUGCAGGUCGCCCUCUUCCUCAUCCCUCUGCUCGUCAUUAUCGGCUGGGGUAUGGGCAAUGAGGACAUGAACCUCAGCUUCGAUAUGUUCCAGGUCGCUGUCAUGUUCGUUGCCGUCCUUCUUACAAACUAUCUCAUUGCGGAUGGUAAGAGCCACUGGCUUGAGGGCUUUCUGUUGAUUUGCCUCUAUGCCAUCAUUGCCACGUGUUCUUGGUUCUACCCUAACUCAACUAACUCAACGUAACAUAUACCUGCCGCCGCAUUAGGCCGCUUUCGUUAGGUCAACCCUUUACCUACCAAUACAGUGUAAUCUCUCUCGUUUAUUUUAUUUUAUUUUGCACCUGCACAUACUUGUUUUCUUGUAUAACGGCCCUGUAUAUAAAUCAUCCUGCGAAUCUGGAAUAUGGGAACGGCAAUGUGGAUUUGGUUUGUCGAAAUUGCUGCAAAACGCUUCGUUGCUUUGUCUUUUUAUAUAUGU